AUGUCUGCCCCACGCAAGACCAUUCUAGUCACCGGCGCCACCGGCAAGCAAGGCGGCGCUCUCAUCCGGAGCCUCCUCUCCGCCCCCGAUACGGCCGGAUUCAACAUCAUUGCCGUAACGCGCGACCUCGCCAGCUCCCGCGCGCUGAAGCUUGGGGCAAAUUUCAACGUGUCCGUCGUGGAUGGCGACAUGGCCCAGCCCGAGGCCAUCUUCCAAAAAGUCGGGCCUGUGUGGGGCGUGUACAGCGUGCAGGUUAACUCGGACGCCGAGGAGCAGCAGGGCACGGCCAUCGUCGAUUCGGCGGUUGCUCAUGGCGUGCGCCAUUUCGUCUACUCGUCGGGCGACCGCGGUGGCCCCGAGAAGUCGCCCGUCAAUCCCACCAAAGUGAAAAACUUUGCUGCCAAGUACCGCAUUGAGAAACACUUGGAAGAGAGGGCCGCGACGAGCUCCCAGCAGAUGACGUACACGAUCCUACGACCGGUGACGUUCUUUGAGAAUCUCACCGUCGAUAUCCAUGGGAAGGGCUUCGCGCGCAUGUGGGAACAGAUGGGGGACAAGAAGCUGCAGUUCGUGUCGACCCGAGAUAUUGGCCGAAUUGCGGCCAACAGCUUCUUGCAUCCCGAUGACUACCGCAAUGUUGGCCUGACACUGGUGGGCGAUGAGCUAACUCAAACCGAGGCCAAUGCCAUAUUUAAGGCUGCUGUGGGAUUCUCUAUGCCCUUGGCCCCUUGCCCCAUGGCGUCUACCGUCAAGUUUCUCAUGAAGGGCACCGUGGGUGACAUGUUCCAUUGGUUUGAAUGUGAAGGGUAUGGAGGUGAUGUGGCCUCAUGCCGCCAGCUCUAUCCUGGGAUGAAAGACUUCAAAGCCUGGAUCGAGGAGAACAAGGGGCAGUGGUUGUAA
This is a messenger RNA of Penicillium canariense, 900 nucleotides long. RefSeq lists its product as uncharacterized. The record is from RefSeq and is a predicted model, not a curated record. Lineage: Eukaryota; Fungi; Ascomycota; Eurotiomycetes; Eurotiales; Aspergillaceae. The transcript has a single exon. The coding region runs from base 1 to 900 and encodes 299 amino acids.